AAUUCAAUGUCUAAUAUUUUUUUUAAAACGAAAGCAGCACAAACGAAACUUUUAGUGGCACAAACAACUGAGACUAUUUUUCCGACGUUUUGCGUUGGCGGUGCAAUUUCACGCAAUGAAAUGAUCAAUUUAAACAAAUUGCAAUUGUCCUACUUAAUAUCCUAGUAAUUAUUCCCAGUGUCACCAGGUUUGGUAAAAAAAAAAAAAAAAAAAAAAAAACUGUUUAGGAAAAGUGCGUGUCUUUAACUAUGCUGCGCUGAAUACAUUGUAUUACUUUAAUUUAAAACAUUACAUUGAAAAUAUAAAUUAUGAUAAGUAUGUACUUUAAAAGCAACGAGAACGAUUUUGGUGAAAGUGCUGCUCCGGUUGCGCAGAUGCACAAACAAAACGCCGGAUUUUCUCUUUGGUACCAUUUACCUUGAUGGACAAGCUAAAUGCUAACCAGUAAAACUGAAUUCUGUGCUCCAAAAACGUGCUGGACUGGUGUUUAAGAGGGCGAAUAUGAGGAGCAGUGAUUCUUCCAUCGACCUGCAUUGACUCUAAUGUUUCCACAGGAUGUUGCUGCAAGCUAUUUAACUUUAGCAAGUACCAGUGCUAGAUGCUACUCAGCUAAGUGACUCAAAGGAGUGUGCAGUGUAUCCUGUGGCACCAUGUUGGUGGCUACAUGUCCGUCAGUGUCUUUGAAGGUGGAUCCACCACUGUGUUAUCUUUUGUACUCGCGUGAAAGUCGAAGGUGAUGUUGGAUUAAUCCCUGUACCCAAAAGACACAGAAUGUUUAAGGUCCCGUUUGAAGAUGAGAAACCCACCUUCCAUUCGAACCAGAAGCCUCCUGGUCCCUCAGAACCAUUUGUUCUGUCAGGAACCAUUCGAGUGCCAUACACCAUUAACAGAUACCUACGAGACUACCAGCGAGAGGGGGUUCGAUUUAUCUAUGACAACUAUUUGAAAUCCAGAGGUUGCAUCCUGGGUGAUGACAUGGGCCUAGGAAAGACCAUUCAGGUUAUCAGCUGCUUGGCUGCCAUUUUGCAGAAAACUGGGACAUGGCAGGAUGUUGAAAAUAACAGGCCAGAGUUUCUGCAGUCACAGGCACCAUCAACAAUAUCCAGAGUUAAGAAGGUUUUCCUCAUUGUGGCUCCUCUGUCUGUGCUCUACAACUGGAAAGAUGAGCUGGACACAUGGGGCCAUUUCAAAACAGUGAUUGUCCAUGGUGUGAGGAAAGAGGAGGAAUUGGCCCGUGUGAACAGAGGAAGAUGUGAGAUUGUCCUGACAACAUUUGAGACUCUAAGACUCUGUCUAAAUGAGUUCAACAGUCUUGAGUGGACCGCUGUCAUUGUGGAUGAAGUUCACAAGCUUAAGAAUUUCAAAGCUCAGAUCACUCAGGCUAUGAAAGAUCUGAAAUGCAAAGUGCGUGUGGGACUGACUGGUACAAUCUUGCAGAACAACCUGGAGGAACUCUGGUGUGUCAUGGAUUGGGCCAACCCGGGAUGCCUCGGGUCACUGAGUAGUUUUAAGAACAGGUUCUCUGAACCUAUCGAACAGGGACAGAAACACAGUGCAACAAAGAGAGCACUGGCCGAGGGCCGUGAGGCCAUCCAAGCUCUGGCUAAAAUUCUAUGCCGCUGGUUCCUCAGGAGAACCAAAGCACUUAUUAGCGACCAGUUACCAAAAAAAGAUGACAGGGUGGUGUACUGUUCCAUGACAGAUUUCCAGCAGGCGUUAUACCGUGCUGUGCUGGACACAGAUGAUGUGAGGCUGCUGUUGCAGAGCUCCGAGAAAUGUCCAUGCAGCAGCGGACACUCCAGGAGGAAGUGCUGCUACAAGCUCAAUUCAGCCGGUGUCCCUGUCAGACACAUGUACUUCAGUUAUCUGGCUAUACUGAGGAAGGUCGCCAAUCAUGUAGCCCUGCUGCAGUCUAAAGAAGGAACCAGUAAAAAACAGGAGAAAUAUGUGACUGCUGUCUGUGAGCAAGUCUUCAAGAAGUUUCCAGACUUCACAGAAAGAUGCAAGCAGGUUGCAUUUGAGGCCAUGUCUGACCCCAUCUACAGUGGAAAAAUGAAGGUGCUGCAAAGGCUGCUUACUCACUUUAUCGAAAGGAAAGACAAAGUUCUCCUUUUUUCACUUUCCACAAAGCUCCUGGAUGUUUUGGAGAGCUAUUGUAUGGCUGAAGGUCUGGAGUACCGCAGGCUGGAUGGAAGCACCAAGUCUAAAGAACGCAUCCACAUUGUCAAGGAAUUCAACAGCACCAAUGAUAUUAACAUGUGCCUUGUGUCUACCAUGGCUGGUGGUCUUGGACUCAAUUUUGUUGGGGCUAAUGUUGUUGUCCUAUUUGAUCCAACAUGGAAUCCAGCAAAUGACCUUCAGGCUAUAGACAGGGCAUAUCGCAUUGGGCAGUGUAAGGAUGUAAAAGUUUUUAGGCUCAUCUCUCUGGGCACUGUAGAGGAGAUCAUCUAUCUGCGCCAGAUUUACAAACAGCAGUUGCAAUCAUCAGUGAUUGGAAAUGAAAAUGCAAGACGCUACUUUGAGGCAGUGCAAGGAGCAGAUGGCCAAGCAGGAGAGUUAUUUGGGAUCAGGAACCUCUUCCGCCUCCAGACUGAUGGAACUUGUCUGACACGCCGCAUCCUGGAGAGGGAGGGCCGUGUUGAGGUGGGGAUCAUGACAGCCAGCACACAGGCAACGGAUGAGAGGGUGCAAAAGCUGGUUCCAGUGUGUGUAUCAGCAGAUACCUCUGCACAACAGGAAAAUAGACCAGCAGUGGCAUGUGGUACCAGUACCAGGUUCUCUAAUGCUGAAGUUCUGGACUUUAGCAGCACUAGUGAGGAUGAGGAUCCCUGUGGCUCCAGAUCGAAAGCCACAUACCCAAAUGCAGGAGAGGUUUUUGGACCUAGCACUGGGUCUGCUGCAAAUAUGAAUCUAUCUGUUCUGCUGAUGAAACAUAUGACUAGUGGGUUGCAAAGGAGCUCAGAGAGCACUGAAGACAGUCAGUCUGAUGCGGACUCCAAGGGCUUGAACCUAGAGAAUGCCAAGGUAGCUAAGGGGAAAAUCGAAUGGUUCCUGUCCAGUGACUCUGAGGAAGAGAAGAAUGAAGCAAAAAAGACCUGUGACCAUGUCUGCAUGGAGGAGUCAGAAGACUUAGAGUUUCUUCACCACCGCUAUACUAAAGCACAACAGAGAGGUCGAGACAGUACUAACAAGGAACGGAGGCCAGAUUGGGCAGUACAAAGAAAGAGAUAUACUGAGGAGGUUGAGAGUUUAGACUCAUCUGAAGAUGAAUUUCCAGAGAGAAGGGUGAAGUUUAAGAAAAGUCUUCAACGCCCCUUUAGUGCACAGAAUCAAAAAUCAGUUCAGUUCACAGGUUUAAAAUGUCGAAGCGUGCAUUCCAGAAAGCCACAAAUCAUAGAGGGUACCAGCACCGGCACCAUAGAUACAUUAUUAGGUGGGCUUCAGGAAGUGAGCUACACCCACUCCAAUCAGAAAGUGGUCGGCUCGAGCAGGGCAGAGAACCGCCUCAGCCGUGCUGCAUUACGGGAUGUGUUUGAACUGAACAAGCACUCGCAGCUCCCAGCAAACCAUUUUCAUUACAUAUCUGAGUCUGGAAUCCCCCAGUUAUCUGAGCCCAUAAACGGCGGAGAGCAGGAUACGCCAGAAGGUCAUGACAAGACUUGUCUGAAACAUCAGGUCACCCACACCAUAGAAACUUCCCUCCAUACCAAAACUGCAACCGUUAGUGUUGGGGCGACGCCCGCUGCUGUCCGCAAGCAGCAGCUAGAAGAAAUGGCAAAGUUCUUUAGAGCGAAGUCUGUGCAAGAGUUUGCAGAAGAGCUUGUGAAGAACAGUUCAGCACAGCGACUGAGCAGGCUAUGUGAGUUCUAUAGCCACAGCAGCCCUGAGCUUACUGACAUUAUCCAAAAGACCUUUCCUAAACCUGUGACUGAGCUGAAGCCAAGUAUUUCACCUAUCACUGCUACAUGCAGUAUGUCUAGACAAAGGCCUACCUCAAAAAGAACCUCCUUAAACUCAAUUCAGAGACCUCAUGAUGAAGGAGAAACAGGAACCUCAGUGAAGAAGAGAAGAACUAAGGCACAAAGUGCUAAAGAUGUCCAUCAUCAUUGUGUUGGUCAGACUGAGCUGAAAAAUAACUGUUUGCCUUUGCCAGACUCAGGACCAAUUCCAAGAGAGAAGUCUUUUAAAACUUCUACAGACAUUCAUCCUCACUCUGAAAAAAACACUAAUACAUGCAAUUCUUCCACAACUGCUUCCUUUACUGAAUUGUCACCUUGCUCUAGAGAUGACCAAGCAGACAAAAACUCAAACACAACCCUUAUUAGUGAUCUCAUAGGUGACACCUCCAUUCUAGAUGACCUUUUCAAGCAAAAGAGAAGUGCGGAUCGGCCAAAGCCAGCAACAGCACCCAUUCCCUCACCCGCUGAGAGGAUGAAGAACAGGGGUAAAGACUUCUGGGACAUUUUGGAUGAGGGGAACGAGGAGAGCAUCAAUAAGCUAACAGAUCUAUCUCAGGUGGAGAAGUUUUGCAGGAGUGUUAAUGUGUGUGCAAAGUCCAAAAGUGAAAGCCAACUUGAAAGCUCUCCGCUGUGGAAGAAGAAUGAGAAAUUCCUUUGGAAAUGAUGGAAGAACCUAGAAGCAUUUUUUUUGUGUGUGAAAUUACAACGGAUUGUUUACACAAUAUUCUCAUUUUUUAUACAUUGUUUUAUUUAAUUGCAUUUGGUUUUAUUUGAUUAUUGAUUAUUAUAGAACGGCUACUAGUCCAUACUAGUA
Ictalurus punctatus (channel catfish) is the source of this 4773-nucleotide messenger RNA. RefSeq names its product excision repair cross-complementation group 6-like 2 (gene ercc6l2). NCBI's taxonomy places the organism in Eukaryota, Metazoa, Chordata, Actinopteri, Siluriformes, Ictaluridae. The record is from RefSeq and is a predicted model, not a curated record. Bases 772 to 4623 code for a protein of 1283 amino acids. The transcript is spliced from 18 exons. Gene Ontology annotation, molecular function: ATP-dependent chromatin remodeler activity; ATP binding.